CUAUAAUAUUCAUGCUAUAUAUAUAUGUGCAUAUAAAGAAAUUGAAAUCAAAGUUUCGAUAAAUUCCUAAUUUAAACAAAAAUCGAGUCAAUCACUCACCGAAAUCAAAUCAUGGCGAACCGGUGGUGGGCCGCCGUCCAAGCGGGGUUUCCGGUGGCCGUCGAACCGCCGGCCCUGAUGAACAGCGCCAGAAAGGCAGAAUUAGAAAACUCAAUUAAAGAAAAGAGCUUCUUCGACGACGACGGCGGCGGAGGCGGUGGCGGCGAGGACGAGCUGAAAGAAGGAGCAGUCGAAGUCGUGAACCGGCGCCCCCGCGGCCGACCGCCCGGUUCGAAGAACAAACCCAAGCCGCCGGUUUUCGUGACCCGGGACAGCCCCAACGCUCUGCGCAGCCACGUCAUGGAAGUCGCCGGCGGGACCGACGUGGCGGAGAGCAUCGCCCAGCUGGCCCGCCGCCGCCAGCGUGGCGUCGCCGUCAUCAGCGGCAGCGGCUCCGUCGCCGCCGCCACCAUACGCCAGCCUUCCGCUCCCGGCGCGGCGGUGGCGCUCCACGGCCGGUUCGAGAUCCUUUCUAUGACGGGGGCUUUUCUACCCGGUCCGUCUCCGCCCGGCGCCACCGGUCUGACCAUUUACCUCGCCGGCGGCCAGGGCCAGGUUGUCGGCGGAAGCGUGGUGGGCCCGCUGGUGGCGGCCGGGCCGGUGAUGGUGAUGGCAGCCAUUUUUUCUAAUGCAACUUAUGAGAGAUUGCCACUCGAGGACGACGGCGGCGGCGGCGGAUCGGGUCAUGGGGGGGCGGAGGAGUCGCCGGGAAUAGGGCAAGAAAUAGAAGACCCCUCAUCUUUGGGUAAUUACAAUAUGGCCCCGCUUAGUUUCAUGCCCAAUGGUGGGCAGAUGAAUCAUUGGCCAAAUCCAACUCAAUACUAAUAUACGUAUAUAUCUAUAUAUAUAUAUUAAAAUAUAUUAUAUAGUAAUAUAUAAGUAUUUAAGUAAGUAUGGAUCAGUUUAUUUUAUUCUUGUAUUUUUAAGUUAUGUGUUAUUGUUAUUAUUAUUAUUAUUA
Molecule: messenger RNA, 1057 nt
Organism: Andrographis paniculata
Lineage: Eukaryota; Viridiplantae; Streptophyta; Magnoliopsida; Lamiales; Acanthaceae
Product: AT-hook motif nuclear-localized protein 20-like
Exons: 2
Coding region: 112-924 (270 amino acids)
Cellular component (GO): nucleus
Molecular function (GO): DNA-binding transcription factor activity; minor groove of adenine-thymine-rich DNA binding
Source: RefSeq, a predicted model, not a curated record